Molecule: messenger RNA, 1192 nt
Organism: Solenopsis invicta (red fire ant)
Lineage: Eukaryota; Metazoa; Arthropoda; Insecta; Hymenoptera; Formicidae
Product: parkin coregulated gene protein homolog
Exons: 4
Coding region: 108-842 (244 amino acids)
Molecular function (GO): Hsp90 protein binding; Hsp70 protein binding
Source: RefSeq, a predicted model, not a curated record
GUUUUCUAUCUGCGUCGUCGCGCGCGCAUAGUUGCUUAUGACAUUCGAAUAAAAUGUUUAACGCGUAAAAUUGAACUCAGUAUCAAAAAAAGAUAUCGGGCAUCGGGAUGGUGAACGAAAAAGAAUUUUGGACGGAAGUUCGAAAGGAUAUACCACGAUACAAAAAAAGAAAGCCUCGAGUAGUUCCCGCCUUCACUAUUCAGGCAUUGCAGGAAAACACGGUCGUUGCGAAACCUCCGCGAUGUGGAUUGUAUAAACCUCGCCCGCCGAAACCAUCAAUUUUCCGAAAGUUUUACAAGCGCGGUGUAUUUCCUAUCUCUUUAGAGAACGACGGUUAUGAUCAAAAAAUUAAUUGGAAGGUAGACAUAGAAGAUUUGGAUUUCCAUCAUUAUUUGCCGAUGUUCUUCGAUGGAUUAACGGAAACGGAACAACCAUACAAGUUUCUGGUAGAGCAAGGAAUAUCAGAUAUGCUAGAGCGUGGUGGACCAAAGAUCUUACCCGUUAUUCCUCAAUUGAUUAUUCCUAUUAAAAAUGCUUUAAAUACAAGAAUGCCUGAAAUAAUCUGCACCACCAUGAAAGCCCUUCAACGUUUAGUGCAAUCGGCUGAUUGCGUUGGCGAAGCUUUAGUUCCGUAUUUUAGGCAAAUCUUACCUAUCCCGAACUUACUCAAAGACAGAAAUGUAAACCUUGGAGAGGGUAUCGAUUAUUCUCAGCAAAGAGGAGAGAACGCAGCAGAUAUUAUACAAGAAACGCUCGAAAUUUUGGAAAGAUAUGGUGGUGAGGAUGCCUUCAUAAAUAUCAAAUACAUGGUUCCCACGUAUGAAUCUUGUAUGAUGAAUUAAUUAGGCAGAAAAUAAAUCUUUUUUUAAAAGAUUUAUUAUUUAAAUUUUAAUUUAAUAAUUAAUAUUAAGUAAAAUGACAUACUCGUCUCAAGUUUUUUAUUAAAAAAAACUUUACUUUUUUUCUUUGAAAUAAAAAAAAAGUAAAAUUGAUAAUAAAAAUAACAUUCAUAUUAUAAAGCAUUUUGCCUCAGCAGAGAAAAGGUAUAACAGCAAAAAUGUAAUAUGGUUCGACGAUACAAUACUAUUUUUUUUUUUAAUAUAUUUAUACCUUUCCCGAAUCUUCUUUCAGUGUUACGGUGCGAUUAAAAACAAGCUGAAAUAAAAAAAUGAAGAUUAUUAAAUGCAAUAUA